Hypoxylon trugodes is the source of this 3597-nucleotide messenger RNA. RefSeq lists its product as uncharacterized. NCBI's taxonomy places the organism in Eukaryota, Fungi, Ascomycota, Sordariomycetes, Xylariales, Hypoxylaceae. Gene Ontology annotation, biological process: transmembrane transport. The transcript is spliced from 2 exons. The record is from RefSeq and is a predicted model, not a curated record. Bases 1 to 3597 code for a protein of 1198 amino acids.
AUGCGAAGUCAUACCUCGAGAGUUCCUAGUACACUCGCGACCCAUUCGAGAUACGUCGAGGUCAGAUCUAGACCUAUCGGGAAUCAAGAUGCGUAUACGGCAUAUAAUACUUCGCCCGACAAGAUGACAGGCUCCUACAACCCCGGGCGAGAUAGGCGCCCGCUAUCUUCUGCUUUCACCCGAAUUAUACGACAUGCUGCCAACUUGUCGUCUCUUCCCGGUGUCUUGUUGGGUUCAUUAAUAGCAUCCAGUUGGAUCCAUCCGGUGUCCGCUAUGAUGGUUUCGUUCACCAACUGCCUCCCUGACAACUAUAUUUAUUCCAACCAACCAGCAGAACAAGUCCAACUCCAAUGGGUCCCCAAAUUUGUCGAAGCCGUGUUCGAUACAGAGAACCCGACUCAUAAUCUUAUGGUUACAGUUUGGGGGAAUGUCACAGGUCGCGUUGGUAGCGAUCCAUUACCAGCGCCAGACUCUCCGGAUUGGAACGAUCCGAAGAAAGCACUGAAUGGAAAGAUACAGAACGAACCCGAACCAAAUGUGCCGGUCGAGCAAUUGAAAGUGACUACGUUACACAGCAAAGUCGAUGUCUUGACGUACGAACCUUUUACGGCGAACGUAAAUUUCUGCGAUAACAUAGUAAAUGGAUCGUGUCCGCUUGCCCCCGUUUUCGCAAAUUUAGCAUGGAACCAAACUGAUGGGCUUCCUUCUUUCAAUCUCACGAAUGACUUUUCCUCGACAUAUUCUUUCACAUCAUUCGCUCCCACGUUUAUUAUCUGGUAUGGCGAUGCUGCGAAAACCUCGAUUGGGUGUGUGUCCACAGUCGUCACCCCAGAUCUUGGCGGAAUAGCAUGGUCUCUCAAGUUCGUUCCAUUGUUUAUUCUAAUAGCGGUUGGGUUUGCGACGGCUUUUUCGGGAAUUUUCAGUCCCUGGGGCACUAGCGACAUCUUCCAUUGGACCUCCAAUUACGGCAGAGAUCCCGAUUUACUGCGUCUAGUAACCCCUGGAUUUGGCGAUUGUCUCCAGUAUAUCCAAUUUGCUAUUUUGACCGGUAGUCUUACCCUUGAAUACCCCGGGUUCUACCAGCCAGUUGCGAGUCAGGUGUCGUGGUCCGUAUUGAUGUUCAACCAAAGCUUUGUUUCAAAAGCAGAGCCCUGGAAGAAUUUAAUCGACGGUUUAUACUAUACCAAUAGUACUUAUGGCCUAGAAAGAGUUGCGCAACUAGACGGAAUAGGCCAAGUCGACGAUAUUUGGGCUGGUAUGAUGGUAUGGGUGCUUGUCAUCAUUGCCGCCGUAUCCGUCCUGACACAAGCUGGUUUCUUCUUCCGAUGGCUCCUUCGACACGUUAACCACGUUCCUGAGGAAGAUCUUCGUGCCAAGAAUAUACCUUUUGCCCUGGGCAAUAUCAUCCGUCUUGUCUUUGGCUAUUUUCUACUCCCUAUUGUUGCAAUUUCCACCUUCCAACUUGUUGUUGCAGUACAAUCCCCAGGAUAUAUAGUCGGCCUGGCGGUUGUGACCUUAGCCUUGAUCAUUGGAUUUGCGGUAUGGUUUAUGUACCUCAUCGCAACCAGAAGACCAAGGGCGCAUCUUUUUGAUGAUUUAUCAACCGUGCUACUUUAUGGCCCUCUUUACAACACAUAUUCCGACGAAGCAGCUGCCUUUGCGGUCAUUCCAAUUAUCUUAACGAUCAUGCGAGGCAUCGCUAUUGGCGCCGUCCAGAAAUCUGGCACUGCGCAGGUUGUCAUAUUAGCCGUAUGCGAAGUAAUCCAAAUAUUAACACUUCAUGCAUUCCGACCUUUCCAUUCACCCACUUCGAUGAAUGCUUACCAUACGGGGUUUUCAAUAGUCCGCUUUAUAGCGGUCAUUUUAAUGGUGGCAUUUACCCCAAGUUUAGGAGUGUCAGAAGGUCAAAAAGGAUGGAUUGGCUACGCAAUUUUAUUGAUACAUGCCUGUGUGCUGGUAUUUGGCUUUUUCCUUAAUGCUCUGCAAACAAUAAUCGAGGUUAUCGCACGUUUGCUGGGCGCCGGAGGCGACGAUAUUGAUGGACAGACUAGGGGUGGAUUAUCGAAAAUAUUUGGUGCUCGCCAAUUGUCAAGGCGAGUGGAUCGUGGUGGUCCAUCCCGACAGAGCCAACUUAGCAGUACCGCUAUGUUGAGCUCCGAGAAUGCUACUAAGAGAGGUUAUGGACGCGUUAGAAGUGAGUCCGCCGGUAGCAUCGGAAUUCUCAUGGGACCACAGCAGAGGAGCUCCAGUGCUCUUGACGCACGAAGCUUAGAUGCAUCGUCAAUCCCGUUAGGUAGUGGUGGUGCUUUUACCCCGACGACGACAACCCCUGGAGAUGCUAGUACCUUCUCCUUUUUGCCGUCCCCGGGACAAGCCACCCGUCCUCAACCUACUGCAGACCCCUACUACCGACCGCCGCGUGCUCGCCGAGCGACUAUUGACGAGAUCGGUUCAUCGUCUCCACAUCGAAAGCACGGUUCCUUGGGUAGCAUUGAUUUGCCAACCCACCGGCAUAGCCAAUUCGAGAGACAACCCAUAGACGGAGAUGAUUAUACUCCUGGCCCAGCGAGACUAAAUCCAGCUCCAGCUCCGAUAACCUAUAUACCCGUCUUUGCCCCUAGAACCGACUAUUCAACCCGAGAGGUAGAUUUCUACUACGGCGUACGAGGACCAGCAUUGAACUCGGAGGGACUGGGUCGCAAGUUGGGUACAGGGCCAGCAGAUCCUACGAGCCCGGUAGCAACCGCUACCGGAUGGCUUAAGCGUCUUUUUGGCGGCAAAACGAAAGAGAAGGGCAAGGGCUUUGAGGUAGUCAGAAGUGCUAGGAUGCCGCCGGCAAUGAAGGCGAGGGGUGGCGAGUUUAGCGACGAUCCGCCGGAAGGUAUUCCUGUUGCGAUGGGUGUAAUGCGAAAUGGACCGAUAGAGAGUGAUGAUGAGGACGAUGCCCCGCGGUCAAAGAAGAGCAAGCAUGUCCGUGAAGACAGUACUCAAGGCGAAUUGCUGAAUGAAGACGGCGAACCUCAAUCGGAUGACGAGACAGACUCGGAGAUUCCAAAAGUGUCGAAGGACCCACCGCUUUUACCAGAUCUAGAUGCAGGUGAAAGCUUCAGAAUCCCUAGUAGAAUGCAUUCCAAGGCCAGUCGGCACCCGUCGCAAAGGACAGCGAAGGCAGCAUCAGUGAUGGAAGAAGUUCCGGCGGUACCCGAGGUACCGAGGAAGAGCUCAAAACGAAACUCUAGUGCCGAUCCAUUAGGUACUAAACGACUUUCGCAAGUAGGAUCUACUGGGGCAUCAUCGUCGCAUUCACAGCCUAGUGGGUCACGACCUUCCGGAGGGCCUCCAGCAAGAUUACCGUUCGAUCGAAGCAAUUCACAGAAACGACAUUCAAUGUCGUCUACAACGGCGACGGAAGACUCGGCUCAUCUCCCUUCGGCUAAUAGCGCUGAUGAGAGGCCUACAAGCUACGGCUACGUAAAUCAGCAUAAAACAAGCAGAGUUGAUCCCGAGCAGAGGGUGGAUCUGUUGGGAAGCUCUGCAGAGGUGGUGGAUGUUACGAGGAAACCAAGUCCAAAUUCAUCGGCAUCAAGGCGAUCUUAA